This is a messenger RNA of Tarenaya hassleriana, 1112 nucleotides long. Its product is annotated as transcription repressor OFP8-like. Bases 28 to 987 code for a protein of 319 amino acids. The record is from RefSeq and is a predicted model, not a curated record. NCBI's taxonomy places the organism in Eukaryota, Viridiplantae, Streptophyta, Magnoliopsida, Brassicales, Cleomaceae. The transcript has a single exon. Gene Ontology annotation, biological process: negative regulation of DNA-templated transcription.
UUUUAGUAUUAUACAGCAUAUAUUCAUAUGUGUCUCCUAUUAAAUUCUCUUUUCCCAAAGCCUUAUAUUACACUCCUUCCUCAAGAAUCUCUCUCCACGUACACCCUCUCUCUCUCUGCAAUGGAGAAGAAGCUCAAGCUCCGGCUUCAAGGGUUAGUCCGGUCAUCGUUCAAAUCUUGCAGGCCCCGGAACUUACACGACGUCGUAGAGACUUCAACUUUAACCUCUCAAACUGCGUCGUUUCAAAGGCUCUUCCCUUCUGGCACGAAACGCACAGACACUCCACCCCGUCUUAGUGUUCGGGAGGCGCACUCCUCGCUGUUCUACAACCCCGUCGAACGGCACAUGUUACACCCUCCGGCUUUUCCUGUUUUUCCGGCGAACCCUUUCUACGACGACAGCCGUUCCUUUCGAGCGUAUGAUAAGGAUUCGAAGAUGACGAAGGCGAAGAGACAGACUCGUCGUAGAAACUGCAGGAAGAGAUCUCAAGUGGGUUCUGAUUAUCUCUUCAGUUCUUCUUCACUUGAUGGAAGCUGUCGCUUCAAAUCAACUGGGUCAUGGUGCUGGUCAAGCAGCGAUGACGACGAUACCAAAGACAAUGAUGACAAAGAACAAAAGAAAGAACUACAAGAUGGUGAGGCCGACUCAUUCUUUUCCUUCAGAAGCUUCUCCUCCGACUCCUCGGCCUUCGUUUACCGUGACAAAAACCCUGACCCUCGCCGGGAAGCAGACAAACCCGUCUCCAGCGGCGGAGUUAUGCCGGAAAAGGUGAAAGUGAGGGACAGUUUCGCGGUGGUGAAGAAGUCGCGUGACCCGUACGACGAUUUUCGGACAUCGAUGGUCGAGAUGAUCGUGGAGAGACAGAUCUUUGCGGCGGACGAUCUGCAACAGCUUCUUCAGUGUUUUCUGCUCCUGAAUUCGCGUCAUCACCAUGGGGUUAUUGUGGAAGUGUUCUUGGAGAUUUACGAGACAUUGUUCUCUGCCUAACUAUAGGAAGAGUUUCUUCUUGCCUCUGUUUCUUUCAAAACUAAGAUUAAUCAUGUUUAUGAUUUGAUAGAGUUUAGGGUUUGUUGUAUAACUUGGAUUAACUUCAUGCUAAUGGAAAAGUUGCU